This is a messenger RNA of Anoplophora glabripennis (Asian longhorned beetle), 4404 nucleotides long. Its product is annotated as myelin regulatory factor. Lineage: Eukaryota; Metazoa; Arthropoda; Insecta; Coleoptera; Cerambycidae. The transcript is spliced from 19 exons. Gene Ontology annotation, biological process: positive regulation of DNA-templated transcription; protein autoprocessing. Gene Ontology annotation, molecular function: sequence-specific DNA binding; DNA-binding transcription factor activity. The record is from RefSeq and is a predicted model, not a curated record. The coding region runs from base 142 to 3348 and encodes 1068 amino acids. Gene Ontology annotation, cellular component: endoplasmic reticulum membrane; nucleus.
AUCUGUCAAAUAACGUGGUAAUCAGGAACUCGACGAAAAGUUCAAAAGUUGUGAAAACUCGGGAAAAAUGUGAAAUAAGUGCAUGUUUAAGUGAAUAAACCGCGAAAAUGAUUGUAUACUAGCAGUAAAACCCCAGGAAAUAUGGAUUCUCUAUCCGCAGAUCUAGCUAUCCAGGCGAUUUUGGGUCGAGGAGCGGACUUCGUGGGCGGCAUCGACAACGAGGCCCUGGACUUUUCCCAGCUGGAGGACUUCAUCAACAGCGAGGGGUCCCAGGGCAACGGCACCUACUUCGGGGAGUCCCUGAAUACCACCACGGCCGCCUCGGGAAAGCUCCUCAACGUCAUCGUCGAGAACAAACGAAACGCAAAUGGCCACUCCUUACCCGAGAGCCCGCCAGACAGCAGCUCGGAGCACCCGUACAGCCCCCAGGACGGCUGCGAGGCCCCCAUAGCAGCUCCGGAGUCGAUAUACACGAAUCUCACGCAAGGCAUCUACAAACCCGCCAUCCUCAGCCCCAUCCUGACCGACAACCUGAUACUGGGCUCCCACAUCGUCGUCACGGACCAGUCCAGCGACCAGCAGAUCCUCGACAACGGGAACAUCCUCCAGGAUAACCGGCUUCUCGUAGGGGGAAACGGUACUACGAUCUUAAGCAACAGGAUUAUCCAAGAUGACCCAGGGAUCCUCCAGGAUAGGAUGAUUUUACCCGAAAAUAACGUUGCUGACAAUACUCGGCAGAUAAUACUGCCCGCCACGGAACCCGCACAGAAUUUCGACAGGGGCAUUUAUAAGAACGAGGACUACGAAAAAAACAUGGUGCACCUCGGCUACAAUCACAACAUAGAGAAUUUGCAGAGGGCGAACAUGGAAAAUAAUAUAUGCGAGCAGAGCUUGGAGAGCAUCCCGGGGGUUUACACGAACCUGCAGUCUGCUUCCAAGAAGAGGAAGCUGUCGCAGGACUCGCCUUUGGUGAAGAGUGAGCCAGAGAAUUGCGCUACAAGCCAACUGAGCCCGUCCGAACAAUUAACUACGUCUAUAGACGAAGAGUACGCUUCGUCCGAGGCCUGCCUCUCGGAAUCCCAGUACCAGUGUAUUAGAUUUAGUGCCUUCCAACAGACGAACUGGCACUCGUUGUGCGAUCAGAACUUUACGGAAUUGCCCGUGCCGCACUACAGGGUGGACGCCGACAAGGGGUUUAAUUUUUCCAACGCGGACGACGCCUUUGUUUGCCAGAAGAAGAACCACUUUCAGAUUACUUGCCAUGUACAGUUGCUGGGCGAAGCUCAGUUUGUUAAAACUCCCGAGGGUUUCCAGAAGAUAUCCAGCUUCCACCUGCAUUUUUACGGUGUCAAACACGACUGCCCCACGCAGACGAUAAGGGUGGAACAGAGCCAGAGCGAUAGGAGUAAAAAGCCUUUCCAUCCUGUAUUGGUAGAACUGGUAAAUUCGCAAGUUACCAAAGUGACGGUUGGUAGGCUGCAUUUCAGCGAGACCACCUCGAAUAACAUGAGAAAAAAGGGCAAGCCGAACCCGGAACAGAGAUAUUUCCAGCUUGUUGUGGGACUUCACGCUCACACGACGAACGGAAAUUUCCCCGUCAUAAGCCAUGCGAGUCAGAAAAUCAUCGUUAGGGCCUCCAACCCGGGACAGUUUGAGAGCGACGUGGAACUGUGCUGGCAGAAAGGACAAACUCAGGACUCGAUUGUGCACAACGGUAGGGUGGGAAUAAACACCGACAGGCCGGACGAGUCGCUCGUCGUCCACGGGAAUAUAAAAAUAACGGGGCACAUCAUCCAACCGAGCGACAUCAGGGCGAAGAAGAACAUCGUGGAGUGCAAUACCGCCGAGCAGCUGAAAAACGUACAAAAAUUGCGGGUCGUCAGGUACGAAUACGAGCCGGCGUUGGCGUCUCAGCUGAGUAGAGGCGAUCAGUGUACCGAUACGGGGGUCAUAGCCCAGGAAGUGGCUCAGGUGCUUCCGGAAGCCGUUAAACCCGCUGGGAACCUCCUCUUGGAGAACGGGAUUUCGAUAGAGAAUUUCUUAGUUGUAAAUAAGGAAAGGAUAUUCAUGGAAAACAUAGGGGCCGUGAAGGAGCUGUGCAAAGUAACGGAUAAUCUAGAGACAAGGAUAGACCAGUUGGAGCGAAUAAACCGAAGGUUGAACAGGUUGAAGAGGGGUGACAGCCUCAAAUCUACGAGCACUGUUAACAGUUCCAAACUGUCCUACUCGCACAAGUGUUCCAAACACCACCACUCCUGUCAGAAGGAAGAGGAACUCUGCUCAAAUAAACUAAUACAAAUCGUUAUAGUUGUUUUGGUACUAAUCAUGGCUUUUUGUUUAGCCGCCAUCACCACACUGUACCUGAUGGAAGCCGCCCGACACUCCCAGUACAUGCAGGCCAACAUCGACGCGACUUACAGGAACUUCGACGAGAAAACUACAACAAAAUCCGCCAACACGAAAGUCACCUGGGCCCCCACCUUGCCUCCUUUGCAGACGACGAACUCGUACAAAGAAGACGAAAUCACGAAGAUCACCCUGGACUCGAACAUCAUGAGACGGCCCUCGUCGUUCAGCAUCGGCAGGCCAUUGGAAUGCCUCUCCGUCGAUCAGGACCUUGAUAGUACGAGUUUGUGCCAGAUAUACUGCUGCCAGAGCUUGUCCCAGAACCCGGCGCCGCAGGAGCCCACGACAUCUUUAUUUUCAGAGAAGAAACCUCCCAGCGCGAGCAGAAACAAAACGACGCCCCUGCUGAACGUGGAGAAGAACAAGAUAGCCAAACCGUUCCACUCGAACGACAUCGACAAGCAGAUCAGGCAGCGGAGGCACGCCGACGACCUGACGGAUGAGGCCAACUCGUUCGACACCGGAGUUUUAGAGGAUCAAAUUUUCACCAUAACAGUGCAGGGGCGGCACUUCAACACCACCCUGACGCACCAGUACAGGAAGUUCAGUACGAACCCGCAGUCCAACUUCUCCUACGCCGUCCCCAUCUCCAAGUACAUGCCGGACGAGUUCAUCAAUUUAAUUUUUAGGUCCAUUCAGCCGAACAUAAAAGAAAUCGAGUAUUGCGACAGCGACUAUAGGCAGUACGAGUGCAAUUUCGGUCCGAUGGGCUACGACGACAAGUCUAGGAUAAGGCACAAGGUCAACGAGAACAGUUCGAGUCAGCUGCUGAGCCUCCAGAGCGUCAUUUUCGAGGUGGACAUGGCCGAUUUCCAGUUGAAGGUGAUGACCUACAGGGCCCCCCUCCGGCAGAACCAGAACACUUGUAAAUUGUCAGCCUCGAAACUGGGACUGGACUUUAUAGAAUACAACUUUUAUUUUUUCAGAUACUGUGAUGAGUAAUACAAUUACACUUACUGCAUAACAUUUUUUUUUUCGAUUUACUGAUUAUUUUAAGAACAAAAGUGUUUUAAAAAAACAUGACAUCAUCUCUUUGUACAUUACGUUCUCUACGCAAAUACUCUUAAAUGUAUAGUCAGAGGAGGAGCUGUAUAUUUUUUUUUGUUUUAUAUAGUUAUUUUUUAAAAAGAAUAAAGUACCUAAAUAUAUCUAGAUCUGUAAUUAGGAUUUAUUAUUUAUUUUUUAAAUGUCAUCUUGCACAUACUGUAGUAUUUUAAAUUUAUUGAGAGCAAUACAAGCUAUCGAAAUUAUAGGAGGAAGUAUCGUGUAGGCCAUCGAUACACUUUUUCCUCAUGUAAUGUUAGUUCGUGAGAUACUAUAACAAAGUGUAUAGACUAAUAGGUAAAUUUAUAGAGUUUAUAUGUAUACUCCGAUUGUUUAACUGAACCAGUGAACAGCGUACUGAAGCGCGGAGAGGACCUCCGCGGUUUCCUUUUAUAAUUCUUUAUUUUAAUAAUUUGUCGGGUUAAGUAAUUUUAAUCCCAAAUACGUCACAAAUAGCGAAUUGGAAGUAAUAUAUUUUUCGUUAUGUACUUAAAACUUGUGUCCGUCCAAUCUGUGUGUAAUAUUCGAGGUAUUCUGUACAGGAGCUUUGCGGGGCAAUUUGUUUUAGUUUAAAAAAUUACAUUCCAAGAAGUAACGUUCCUUUAUACCGUCUAAAAACUUUUUAUUCGUAGAAAAAGCGUUGACCGUUUUUAGUUUACUUUUUUUUUUUAUUCGACGUCGUCAGGUUCCUGUAUGCUAGGCCUCUAUAAAGUUCGAAUAAUAUAGCAUGUAUUUUAAUAUAUAGGAUACUGUAUGUAUAAAUAAAAUACUGUAACGUUAUACAUUCCAUUUCCACAUUCAUAGCCUACUUUUUGUUUUUAUUAUAUAAUAUACAUAUAUAUUUUUAAUUCAAUGUUAUAUGAACAAUUUAGGUAUAAUGUAUAGAUAUUUAUGUAAGAUGCAAUAUUAUGAAUUUUGUUUUUGUGAUUGUGUACAAUAAACUUGUUUUCUUUU